CCACCUUACACACCAGAAUUAAAUGGGAUUAGUGAACGUAGGAAUCGCCACAUUGUUGAAACCGACACCUUCUGUUGCAACCGACCCAUCCAUUGUUGUCGGUGCUUCGCCAUCUUUUGAAUUUGGUCCUCAAGCAGCAGUCCCUAGUGCGGCCUCCACAGUUGUUAAUCAGGUAAGCUUUCUCAACCCUCCAUCCUUUUCUACCUCAGUUCCUGAUCUUGUCCCUUCCCCUGUUUCCCCGAUUGGUGACUCAUCCCCGACACCCUUAGCUCCUCUUUCACCCUCAUCUAAUUCCACCUCUAGCCCUUCUCUCGAUCUCGAACCUGCAUCCACCAGAACCUUGCCUUCCUCUCCUGUCACACAGCCACCACCUAGCCAUUCCCAGGCCAGUGCCGCUAUGUCUGAUGAGUUUAAUGCUUUGGUUCACCAAGGCACUUGGGAGUUGGUUCCACCUAAUGCCUGUCAACAUGUGAUUGGCUGCAAGUGGGUAUUCCGGGUUAAACGGAAUAAGGAAGGCCGGGUUGAACGGUUUAAAGCUCGUCUUGUGGCUAAAGGAUUUCAUCAAAGGCCUGGCUUUGAUUACUUUAACACUUUUAGCCCUGUUAUCAAACCUGUUACUAUUCGGGUUGUUCUCUCUUUGGCAAUCACUCAGAAUUGGUCUAUUCGGCAAUUAGAUGUUAACAAUGCUUUUCUCCAUGGAAAGCUUGAGGAAGACUUGUUUAUGGCUCAACCACCCGGGUUCAUUGAUGCUAGUCAACCUCUGCAUGUUUGCCGGCUUCGGAAGUCUAUCUAUGGCCUCAAACAGGCUCCUCGCACAUGGUUUCAAGAGUUGAAAAGUUUUUUACUCUCUCAUGGGUUCCAGAAUUCUCGCUCAGAUACAUCUCUUUUUAUCUAUCGCAAUGGGUCUGAUUGCUUAUACUUUCUGGUUUAUGUCGAUGAUAUCAUUGUGACCGGCAGCAAUCCACAAUUGAUUGAUUCUUUGAUUCAAUUGAUAAGCAACACAUUCUCCAUCAAAGACCUUGGUUCCCUUACUUAUUUUUUGGGAGUUAAUGCUAUCUUCACUCCUGCAGGCCUUUUUCUCUCCCAGGCUCAAUAUAUUCGUGACCUACUGGAUAAGUUUGGCAUGGCUGAGGCUAAACCAGUUUCCUCCCCAAUGGCUACAACUCCUCUUCAAUUGCACCAAGGGCUCAAACUCUCGGAUCCUUCUCCAUACCGGCGUCUUGUUGGCUCCUUGCAAUAUCUUAAUCUCACAAGACCGGACAUUACUUUUGCAGUUAAUCGUCUUUCUCAGUUUCUCCAUGCCCCUUCUGAUGUCCAUAUGCAAGCUGCCAAGCGUGUUCUUCGCUAUCUCAAGGGCUCUAUUUUUCAUGGUCUUCUUCUGCGCCGGCAACCUCUGUCUCCUCUCCAUGCCUUUUCCGACUCUGACUGGGCCGGUGACAAGGAUACCCUUCGAUCAACCACUGGCUAUCUUGUGUUCUUGGGUCGCAAUCCGAUCUCUUGGAAGGCUUGUAAACAGAAAACGGUUGCCCGCAGCUCAACAGAGGCCGAGUACCGUGCUCUAGCUGCUGUAUCCUCUGAAGUUAUGUGGGUUUGCCAUCUUCUUCGUGAAUUGGGGCAUCCUGUUUCUUCUCCUCCGGCAGUGUACUGUGACAAUGUUGGUGCUACUCAUCUUAGUAGCAAUCCAAUACGAAGGGACAAGCAGGGCGACCUUAAUGAAACAACCGUGUUUCACUUAAAGGAAGAUUUUUCACCUCUUCCGUUGAGAACCUUUUCCUCUGCAAUCCCUUUCGCCAAGUCCUCUUCUCCUCUCCCUCAACUGGAGCUCAUGGCCGCUGGAGCUCUUUGCCACCAGAGGCUCUAAUGUUUCCUCCUCCACUCCUACACAAUGUUACACACUCCUCUCCUACGAGCUAGGGUUCACAAUUGAAAAAGGACCUAGCGUUCAGCAUGUAGGUGAGCUUCUUCAUUCCCUUUUUUUGUUUCCAAUCCUAUGUUGAUUUCUGUGUUACUUCAUUAAUCUCAUCAAUAUUCUAAUCCUUUUGUUUUAUAGGUUUUUGGUUCAUUACUUAUUCACCUAAGGUUGAAAUUCCUUG
Messenger RNA from Rubroshorea leprosula, 2093 nucleotides. The record is from the annotation of a GenBank genome assembly. NCBI's taxonomy places the organism in Eukaryota, Viridiplantae, Streptophyta, Magnoliopsida, Malvales, Dipterocarpaceae.